Phasianus colchicus (ring-necked pheasant) is the source of this 750-nucleotide messenger RNA. It is a transcript of the gene MUSTN1, whose product is annotated as musculoskeletal, embryonic nuclear protein 1. The record is from RefSeq and is a predicted model, not a curated record. Gene Ontology annotation, cellular component: nucleus. Lineage: Eukaryota; Metazoa; Chordata; Aves; Galliformes; Phasianidae. Gene Ontology annotation, biological process: tissue regeneration; chondrocyte differentiation; chondrocyte proliferation.
GCAGGGCAGCCCCCCUCCCACCCCAGCUGUCCACUCCCAUCACAGCCGCGCUGCGAGUCCUGCAGUCACUGCCAGGAAUAAACCCCGAGCGGCCUGAAUCAUCCCAGGCACCGCUUUGGGAAGGUGACCCCACCCCUGACCUCACGCUGGAUGCUCCUAUAUAAGUCUGGGAGAACAACGUGUUUUGCACGGCACGCGGGUUGCAUUUAAGAGCAGCUGGGAAAACCACGUCGGAAGGGAUCGGAGCCGCAGGAGCCGCAGGAGCCGCAGUUAUGUCGCAGCCAGAGCCAGUGAAAAAGAAGCGUCCUCCAGUGAAGGAGGAAGAUCUCAAAGGCGCUAGAGGGAACCUUUCCAAAAACCAGGAAAUUAAGUCCAAAACCUACCAAGUCAUGAAGCAGUGUGAACAAAUGGGCUCUGCAGCACCUUCCAUAUUCAGCCGGGCUCGGACGGGAGACGAAACAGUCUUUGAGAAGUCUAAAGAUGAGCCACCCAAAAGCGUCUUUGGUUGAGAGCUGAGCUGCACGUACCUCACCAGGAUGAUUGUUGUAACAUUAUUCCAAAUUUCUACCCCUUGCACUAAGCUCACCAUAGCCAUAGAUACCCAAUUUCUACCUUAAGUCAUUAAAAAGGGAGCGGGGUUAAUAUCGAAGGGUGCAACUCCCAUUUUAGUUCUUAUUACGGGCGUCCUUUCCAUGUGUUGAAAGGUGUUUGCUGCAGUGGUUUGGUAAAUAAAAUGAUUUUUGGACACAG